Molecule: messenger RNA, 1144 nt
Organism: Malaya genurostris
Lineage: Eukaryota; Metazoa; Arthropoda; Insecta; Diptera; Culicidae
Product: brachyurin-like
Exons: 1
Coding region: 22-924 (300 amino acids)
Biological process (GO): proteolysis
Molecular function (GO): serine-type endopeptidase activity
Source: RefSeq, a predicted model, not a curated record
AUAUAUUGGGACAAGAUUACGAUGAAGACCAUCGCUCUGUUGAUAGGCGCCUUGGCCCUGGCCUCGACCUCGGCCUCUGUCGAUUUGUCCAAAGUUAAACGCAUUGAAGAGCUGGAUGAGUUUUGGGCGCAGCUGGAUCCGCAUUUACAAAUGCAUCGUGGAACGAAAAUGGCUCCGGAUAGCAGAAUAGUAAACGGCGAGGAGGCCCAACCGGGACAGUUCCCAUACCAGGCGCUGGUGUUGAGCUUUUUCGAGAAUGGUAAUUCGGGAUUGUGCGGAGGUACGCUACUGACACAAAACUUCGUAAUGACCGCUGCUCACUGUGUUGUCAUCGGAUCAUUGGCUACCCAUGGAACCGUCAUUCUUGGAGCUCACAAUCGACAGAUCGUUGAGGACACCCAACAGAGAAUCGAUUUCGGUACCAUCAACGCUCAUCCCAACUAUUCUGCUUCGUUAUUGCGCAACGAUAUCGCCACCAUCCAACUGGCAACUCCGGCAGUGUUCAACGCAGUUGUUCAACCCAUCGAUCUUCCGGCAGUUUCGGAUGAUCGCACUUUUGCAGGAUUGACGGGAAUCAUCUCAGGAUUCGGACGUACCUCCGAUGAAACCGGUUCGCCUGCUUCCGACGUAGUUAUGUUCACUAGCAACCCGAUUUUAACCAAUGCCGAUUGUCAAUCGGCGUGGAAUGCCAUUCUGAUUCAAGCGCAGAACAUCUGUCUGUCCGGAGAGGGCGGCCGGUCGGUUUGUAACGGUGAUUCCGGUGGUCCGCUAGCAGUUCGGGAAAAUGAUCGCAGUCUACAGGUUGGCAUUGCGUCGUUCGUCCACUCAAGUGGUUGUGCCUCUGGAUUUCCGGCCGGAUUUGUCCGCGUGUCGCACUAUCUGACUUGGAUAGGCGAAAAUUCGGAUGUAGUGCUGCGGAACUAGAAUUCUGUAAGUGUUGUUUCGAUAUAUUCUUCAUACGUCACCAGGUGUUAAAGAAGACGUUCCGAAACAUCUGUUUCAGAGGAACUAAUAGGAAGAAUUAAGUUAUUGGAAUUUAUUAAUUAUAUUGUAUUGUUAAACAAUCUGAUUCCUAAGUGAAUACGGAAUACUUUCUAGGUGUUAGAAAGUAGACAAUAAAAUGCUCAUUAUUCGAAAUGAUAAA